CUUUGGCCUUCUCCCUGACAGAGAACUGAUUCCUGUCAUCCUCCUUCUGCAGGCCUCUUCGUCUUCAACUAAAUUGUGGCAGUCAGGAACAGUCAUCGUCUCGUGCCAUGAGCUUGUGCUGACCCUUAUCACUCUUCCAUCCCCAACGCCAUGAUUCCGCUGCUGCCGUACCGUGGCCUUCUGCGCCCCUUAUUGUCCACCUGCCUAGCCCUUUUUCUCCUUCUCGCGUCAGGGACAGCCUACGAAACCGUCUCGGACGAGACCCUGCGAUCCCUCCCGCGACCCGGGAAAGACUUUGAUAUCCACGAUGGUGCACUCCUCGCGCCGAUCCUGGUGCCCCGUGUCUCCGGGACCGCGGGCAACACCGCCGUCCUGAACCACCUGGCGGAGUUCUUCCGCACCUCGCUCCCGGAGUGGACCCUGCAAUUCCAGAACUCAACAUCGAAGACCCCCGUCUCCAAGGGGAAGAAAAUUCCCUUCGUCAACCUCAUCGCCUCCCGGGAUCCGCCCGGCACCAGCCCCGGCGACGUCGGACGCCUGACCCUGGUCGCGCAUUACGACAGCAAGUACGAACCGGAAGGCUUCAUCGGGGCGAUCGAUAGUGCCGCGCCGUGCGCGAUCAUGCUGCACGCCAUGCGGACCAUCGACGGCGCCCUGACGAAGAAGUGGGAGGACCUGCGCGCCCAGGGGCAGCUGAAUCUGCUGGAGGAACAACAGGGCAUCCAGGUGAUUUUCAUGGACGGGGAGGAGGCAUUCAAGGACUGGACGGCCACCGACUCGCUGUACGGCGCGCGCUCCCUGGCGGAGCAGUGGGACGCCGAGGUCCACCCGGCCAUGUCCGUGUACCGGUCGCCGCUCGACUCGAUCUCCCUAUUCGUGCUACUAGAUCUACUUGGCGCGAAGGACCCCACGAUCCAGUCGUUCUUCCCGACCACGCACUGGGCGUACAAGAAGCUGGCCACGCUGGAGCGGCGGCUGCGAGACUUGAAGCAGUUCCGAUCCGCGGAUCCCGGACGGUCCUGGUUCCCUCACUUUUCGAAGAGCGAAAAUGAGAUCCCGAUGUACAUGCACAUCGAAGACGACCACAUCCCGUUCCUGAGACGAGGCGUGGAGGUCCUGCAUAUCAUUGAUGCCGGCGAUCGAGGCUUUCCCACGGUCUGGCAUACGAUCAAGGAUGACGGCGAACAUCUGGAUAUAGACACCGUGGAGGACUGGAGCGUACUGUUCACUGCGUUCGCGGCCGAGUGGAUGGAGCUGGAAGGCUUUAUGUCUGGUGCGACCCCGGGCCACAAGCGCUCUACUAACAGCUGGGCUAAGACGGAAUUGUAAGCCUUGUCUGAAUUUAAUACUGCAUCAGUGCCUGGGCUGGUCCCAGCCUUAGACUGCAUCUGCAUCUGCAUCUGCAUCUCCUUGGAGUCGUGCUGAUAUUUUGUGCAUCACAUAGCCUCUAAC
This is a messenger RNA of Aspergillus uvarum CBS 121591, 1452 nucleotides long. Its product is annotated as glutaminyl-peptide cyclotransferase family protein. Gene Ontology annotation, molecular function: glutaminyl-peptide cyclotransferase activity; zinc ion binding. NCBI's taxonomy places the organism in Eukaryota, Fungi, Ascomycota, Eurotiomycetes, Eurotiales, Aspergillaceae. The record is from RefSeq and is a predicted model, not a curated record. Bases 151 to 1329 code for a protein of 392 amino acids. The transcript has a single exon.